UCAACAUUAUCUAGACCCACCUAUCUUCUCCUCCACCUGCAACCAUCAAUAUUGUCUAGAUCUAACCAUAUUCUCCUCCAUCCGUCGCCGCCACCACCACUCCUUAGACCUAACUAUCUUCUCCUCCACCGGCAACCAUGAACAUUGUCCAGAUCUAACUAUCUUCUCCUCCAUCCACCGCCGCCACUUCCACUCUCUAGAUAUGUUUGCCCUCGUAAAUCCAUCAUCUAUGUGUUUCCUCUUAGGUGAGAUUGUGGUAUUCUAAGGCACCGGCGCACUGCACCAUCCGCCCUUUCCCGACGCACCACAGUCGCUGCCCAGGCCAUCCUCUUUUUACAUCUUGGAUGAAGACGGCGAGAUCCAAAGUCAAAGGGAGCAUAUUAGAACUAAAUGCAUAUUUCCCAGGCUUCCAUGGAAAUCUCAUUGUUCAAGUGCAGUAAGUGCGUUAAGAUAUUCAACUAGGAUUAUAGCAAGGCCCAGACGCGCCGCACCAUUCACCCUUUUCCAGCGCACCACAACCAUUGCCCCACUUGGAACGGAGAAGACGAGAUCUAAAGUCAAAGGUUUUUUCUGUACAAUAUCCUCAGACAAGUAGCCGUGGAAAAGAAAGGCAUGGCAAAACCAUUGAUGAGGAAGGUUGCAGAGUGAGCUGCAAUUACUGCGUUAAGGUGGUUUUUCGAGUUACAACCGCCUAGAGCACCAUUUAGCAGACAUCAGGGGCAAUGCCAGCACAAGCUUAAGGAGUUCACUUGUGGAUCGCAAGAAGAGAAAGCUUGGAUGCUCAGAAAAAUGAAGAAACGGAAGCAUGAACAUGAUGAGGUUCCUCACACAAGCCCAGCCCUUCCAUCUGCUCAAGUCCAGCAACCACAGCUACAACCAACUGUGUCCAAUAACCGCUGCUUUCUUCAUUUUCUACCAUAUUUGAGGCAGCCCAAGGAAAUCACAUAUAAUUCUUGUCAACUGAAACCCAAGGUUGAGGCAAGUGAUUACUUCGAUUCUCCGUCAGCAAAAUCAAUAGGCAAGUUCUUCUCCAAACCUGCACCUGAGCCUACGUACGAAGCUGUUCUGCAGGAGCAACUAAGAGAAACUGAGAACCGCGCAAAGGAACUCAAGCAAGAGUGGCAAACAAGUGGCUGCACUGUAAUUGUUGAUAGUUGGAAGAGCAAGUGUGACAAAAGCUUCGUAAGUGUCCUGGUGCACUGCAGCAAAGGUACGCAGUUCCUCACAUCCAUUGACGUCUCUGAAAUCACUGAGGACUUGGAUGAGCUAGAAUCAAUGCUUUCUCGCGUGGUUGAUGAUGUCGGUGCCCAUAACAUUGUUCAGAUUGUCAUGAAUGACGUGUCACCCCAUAUGCAGAUGGCACGGCAGUAUGUGCUAAAUAAAUAUGACAGUUUUUUCUUCGUGCUAUGUGCUGACCAUUGCAUCAACCUUCUGCUUGAGAAAAUAGCAGCGCUCGAGCAUGUCAGUGAAGUCCUAAUGAAGGCAAGGGAAAUUACAAGGUUUUUAUAUGGCCAUGCACUGCCAAUGAAACUGAAAGGAAGAUAUGUUCAGGUGGAGAUUUUGAGCAGUUCUUAUCUGAGAUUUGUGGCAGUGUUCAUCACAUUAGAGAGGUUAGUUUCUGCAAGAGUAGGUCUGGUGCAGAUGUUCAGCUCGCCUAAAUGGGUUCCCUCUGGUUGGGCUUGUCUUGAUUUGUUUGAGCAUAUCCAGAGCAUAGUAAAGACAGACGAUGAAUUUUGGCAUGCUGCUGCUGAAGUCGUGAAGGUUACAAAACCACUUGUCAGUGUGUUGUAUAAACUGGAAUCUGAUAUCUGUCCGAUGGGUAUCUUGUAUGAAGCCAUGGACAGAGCAAAAGAAGAGAUAUCUCUCAGUGUCGGAUAUGAAAGUGACUUCUAUUGGUGUAUGAUUGACAGGAUAUGGGAUGGUUACUUGCAUAGUCCCCUCCAUGCUGCUGGUCAGAUGCUAAACCCAAGGUUCUUUUACACAGCUGGAUUCCAGCCUGAUGCUGAGAUCAGCGGCGGCAUCGCGGCAUGCACAAUCCAACUGGGCAAGGCUCAUUACAAUGCCAGAAAAGCGUCUGCACAAUUGGAAGUGUAUGAAAAGAAGUUGGGCUAUUUCGACACAGAUCCAGCAAUGCAGCAAAUCAUGGAAUUACCACAAGUUGAAUGGUGGUCGACCCACGGGGCUCGCGUGCCCGACCUGCAGACCCUGGCAAGGCGGGUCCUGAGCCAGACGUGCUUCGGCGCCACCAGGUACAACAUCGACCGGAGCCUGUCAGAGAAGCUGCACGCUCAGUGGGACGAGAUGACGCCGCCCGAGCAGGAGAGGUUCCGGCAGAAGGAGUACGUCCACUACAACCGCGUCCUCGCCCGCGCCGCCCCGCUCCUGCACGGAUCCUCCGUGAAGCAGCACGACAGGGUGACCAUGGUGCUGCACGACUGGAUCAGGCCGCAGAAACAUGCCGCUGGUUGCCACUGAGUGACGGCCUUCAGAGUUGAUGCUUUCGCCUCUCCUCCGUCCUGUUAUGUGUAUGUGUGUGUAUGCUGCUGUAAUGGUGUGCAGCAGUAAUCUGUCGGAUGCUCACUAGUGGCACUCCCUUGGUACUGUCGUGGUCUGUUAUGUUGUUGAAACCCUGCUGAAUUUCCAAGUUUGUUAUGUUGUUGAAACCCUGCUGAAUUUCUUGAACUCCUGUUGGAUUACCAAGUUUGUUAUGUUGUUGAAACCCUGCUGAAUUUCCAAGUUA
Molecule: messenger RNA, 2740 nt
Organism: Aegilops tauschii subsp. strangulata
Lineage: Eukaryota; Viridiplantae; Streptophyta; Magnoliopsida; Poales; Poaceae
Molecular function (GO): protein dimerization activity
Source: RefSeq, a predicted model, not a curated record